This is a messenger RNA of Culex pipiens pallens (northern house mosquito), 7161 nucleotides long. Its product is annotated as fatty acid synthase-like. The transcript is spliced from 6 exons. Bases 82 to 7080 code for a protein of 2332 amino acids. Gene Ontology annotation, biological process: fatty acid biosynthetic process. Gene Ontology annotation, molecular function: oxidoreductase activity; phosphopantetheine binding; fatty acid synthase activity. Lineage: Eukaryota; Metazoa; Arthropoda; Insecta; Diptera; Culicidae. The record is from RefSeq and is a predicted model, not a curated record.
CCAAGUGUGCCCCAAUCAGUUUGGACCUGUUCGUCGUUGCAAUUGCAGUUGAGUCUCGUUUCGUUUCGCUUUCGUGUGAAAAUGCCGUGCCGUGAAGUUUUGUCCGUCGGAACGGAUGAGAGUGUGGUGAUCAGUGGAAUCUCCGGGAGGUUCCCGCAGACGGACAACAUGCGCGACUUUGCCCGCAACCUGUACGAGAAGCGCGACUUGGUGGACGAUCGCGAGUUGCGAUGGGCCCACGUUAUGCCGGACGUUCCGAGACGAACGGGAAAGGUGAACAAUCUGGAAAAGUUUGAUGGAGAGUUUUUCGGGAUCGAUCGGAGACAGAGGGAUACCAUGGACCCGCAGCUGCGAAUGCUGAUCGAGCACGCGUACGAGGCGAUUUUGGACGCUGGAGUUAAUCCAGAGACGAUACGUGGAUCGAAAACGGGUGUGUUUUGUGGAGCUUGCUUCUCGGAGACGGAAGUACGGAUGUAUUACAAAUCAUGCCCACCGAAGGGUCUGGGAUUGCUGGGGUGCAACAAGUCUCAGCUUGCGAACCGUGUGUCCUAUACGCUGGAUCUGAAAGGUCCCAGCUACGUGAUGGACACAGCUUGCAGCAGUUCGAUGUACGCAUUGGAUGUGGCAUAUCGUAGCAUCAUGAACGGCGAGUGCGAUGCAGCAAUCGUUUCGGGCACGAACCUGACGCUGCAUCCAUUCAUCACGUACCAGUUUGCACUGCUGGGAGUGCUGGCCAAGGACGGAUUCUGUCGUCCGUUUGAUAAGGAUGCAACCGGUUACUCGCGAUCGGAAGCCGUCUGUGCAGUGUUUUUGCAGAAGGCCAAGGUGGCCAAUCGUAUCUACGGAUACGUCAUUCAUUCCAAAACCAACUGCGAUGGAUUUAAACCCGAAGGUAUCACGUACCCCUCGAAGGUGAUUCAGCAGCAGCUUCUGCAGGAGUUUUACGACGAAGUGGACAUCAGCCCCACGGAGGUUGACUAUGUGGAAGCGCAUAGUACGGGAACGUUCGUGGGUGAUCCAGAAGAGUGUGAAGCUUUAGAUAAGGUAUACUGUAAUGGCCGCAAGACUCCGCUGCCGGUAGGUUCGGUAAAAUCAAGCAUCGGUCAUUCCGAGGCAGCAGCUGGAGUCUGUUCGAUUGCCAAGUGUAUCAUAGCAAUGGAAAAUGGUCUGAUUCCACCCAACAUUAACUUUAGAGAAAUGAAACCGACCAUUCCCUCGUUGGUGGAAGGACGCCUGAAGGUCGUGGAUGAGAUCAUGCCGUUGAACGGACCACUGGUUGGUAUCAACUCGUUUGGCUUUGGUGGUGCAAAUGCGCACACUCUACUGUGUCGCAACUUGAAGGAGAAAAAGAACCAUGGAUUGCCGGAAGACGACAUCCCUCGGUUGGUCAUUUGGGCCGGUAGGACGAAGGAAGCGGUCGAAGUAAUGUUUCAGGAUAUUGCCCAACGUCCGCUGGACGUCGACUUUCUGGCACUGCUGUACAACAUUCAGAAGGAACCGAUUACUGGAUUUGGACAUCGUGGCUACGCUGUGUAUCAGAAAAAUGGAAGCCAGCCUGCUAUUAUGAAGGAGUCGUGCAUUGGAAGACUUCCACUGGAAGCAGCUCCAUUGGUUCUCAUCCUGGGAGGUGUCAAUCCCAAGUGGAGGGAAGAACUCGACGCUCUCAGAGAAUUUUCCCAAGUGGACGCCAUCUUCGUACAAUGCUCUGGAAUACUGCGAACGCUCAAGUUCGAGUUGCUGAAGAAGCCAUCCGGAAAGGAGAGCGUGCUGUACAAUGUUGUUGGUACGACUGUACUCCAGCUGGCGUUGGUAGAGCUGUUACACUCGAUUGGAGUUCAAUUCAACUACUACGGUGGACACUCGGUCGGCCAGUUUACAUGCGCAUACAUCGACGGAAAUUUGAAUCUAGAACAAACUUUGAAACUAGCGUUUUGGCAUGGAUUGGUGUACUCCGAGAGCAAAACUGUGAUCGAUGCUAACGCAGUCGUCAAGCUAAACAGCAAGUUACAGUUGGUUUGGAAGAACGUAUCGGUGGAUGCUUCUUCUACGUUUGGAAUGAUCACCGGAUCGCAACAGGUUGUUGCUGAACAGCUGCGUCAGAUGGCCAAUGCUGGAUUCAUAACUGAAGAACUGCCUUUCUGGACUCUCCAAUGCGAUUCGUCCAAGGAAGCAACGCUGGCAAGCUCGCUGCGUCAAACUAUCAAUUCUGUGCUGUCGAGAAUAAUUCUUCCUACUCAAAAGUGGCUCACGGCUAAACUACCCAACGUAUCUUCGAUAUUCCACUCUCCGAAGCUGCAUCAGCCUGUUUCGGUAAUCAGUUUACUGGAGCAGAUUCCAAAACAUUCAAACAUCCUGCAAUUGGGAGGAUCUGAUUUCACCAGUCAAUUGAUCAAGAUUUUGAACAUCAAAUGCGGCUCUGUUUCUAAGGGAAUCGAGUCACUGAAUCACGUGGAAACCCUGCUAAGCAAAAUUGGACAAUUGUCCAUAACCCAACCGGGUCUCCAGAUCUCCAAACUGUACCCAACGGUGCAGUUCCCUGUGGCACGCGGCACGACUAUGAUUGCUCCGUUGAUUCGGUGGGAUCAUCGCGAAUCGGCGUUCGUGUGCAAGUACACCUGGGACGAGACGGAAAAGUCGGGCAUCUUGAACUACAAGAUCAACCUGAACGAUCGCGACUACAAGUACAUCGUGGGACAUUGUAUCGACGGACGCGUCCUGUUCCCCGCGACGGGAUAUUUGUACCUGGUGUGGGAUUUGCUGUGCUAUCUGUCCCAUCGGGAAAUGAUGGACUAUUCGAUUGAGUUUGAGGAUGUUAAAUUUUUGCGCGCAACUACCAUCGCGAAGGGACAAUCCGUUACGCUGCUGGUGAUGAUCCAGGAUGUGUCCGGAUACUUUGAGAUCUUAGAAGGAGAUACCGCCGUUGUAACCGGGUACGCCCGAACUUUCAAUCCAACGCAUAAGGAAACGAUUGAAGAGAAGACCAGUACGGCGACGAUUAUGAAAACGAAGGACUUUUACAAGGAGUUGCGUCUGCGAGGCUACCACUACACCGGAUUGUUCAAGUCGGUGCUGGAAGCUCGUGCCGACGGAACCCGUGCAAAGAUCCAGUGGAAGGGUAACUGGGUGGCGUUUCUGGAUUGUCUUCUUCAGAUUGGAAUAAUUGCCGUUGACACGCGAUCGCUGAUGGUUCCGACGGCGAUCGAAAAGAUUUCGAUAUCUCCUAAAGCACAUCUGGCCAUGAUGGAACAGGAAGGAGAAGAUAUCGAAUUUCUAACCAUGAGAGGUAAUCCGGACACGAACGUAUCCGUCUGCGGAGGAAUUGUAAUUUCAAACCCUCGAGCUAGCAUUGUUGGCAGACGUAAUCCUCCGGGUGUGCCGGUUCUGGAAACUUAUGGAUUUGUACCGUACUUUUCCGAUGACAAGGUUUCGUCACUGGAAGCUGUUCGGAUGUGCGUUCAGCUGGCCCUUGAGAACGCUCCUACUUUGGCUAUUAACGUAACCGAAGUUUACACUCAAUCACGUGCCGUUUUGGCUCAUCUGUUCGGUGAAGCUGUGGCCGAUUUGCCAUUGGUUCGUUCCAGUCUAACGGUGCUAACGCCUGCGUUACUGGAGAUUGAAAAUGUGACCGUUAAGAAUGAGAAACUUGCUGAACAAUCGAGUACGUUGUUCUUGAUAACGGAGAAUAAGUUGGCUGAUCCGCAAUUUAUGGAGGAUGCCCAAAAAUGCUUAACCGAUAGUGGAUUUAUUCUGAUGCGAGAAAGCGUUGGAUUUAAGCUGGAAAACCUUAAGUCAAUCGAUGAUUUCCACGUGCUCUCCAAAUUCACAUUGGAAGAUGAAAUAUUGAUUCUUUUGCAACGAAAGGUCAAAUCUUUGAAUGAAGUACCCGACAUCAUUGCGGUAGAUACGACCGAUUUGAGCUGGUUGACGGAUCUCAAACAAGCUGUAAAGCUAAAGCCUGUUAUUCUCUACGCUCAAAACGACUCACUGUCUGGAAUAAUAGGACUCGUCAACUGCAUUCGCAAGGAACCGAAGCUCCAAAACGUGCGCUGUGUUUUCAUCGAUGAUCCAAGAGCUCCCAAGUUUGCGCUGAAAGAUCCCUUGUACCAGGAACAACUCAACCGAGGGUUGGCGAUCAACGUGUACAGAAAUGGCGUCUGGGGAAGCUACCGGCAUGCGUUGCUGAGAUUCCCAACCGUAACGAGUCCUGUGAAGAACCACUGCUAUGCUAAUUGUGGAACCAGAGGUGAUUUAUCGUCGAUGGCAUGGUUCUCGGGGGCCUUGAACGAGAACCCCAAUGUGGACAACGUGGUCAAGGUGAGCUACAGCUCGUUGAACUUCCGCGAUGUAAUGAUCGCAACCGGUCGGCUAUCGUCGGACAUUAUGACGCAAUGCCGGUUGGAGGAGGAAUGUGAGCUUGGCUUCGAAUACACUGGAAUAACUGCAAGUGGUAGGAGGAUAAUGGGCAUGCGAAAGACUGGAUGUUUGGCAACGAUGGUCGAUGGCGAUCCUUCGUUGAUGUGGGAUAUUCCGGACGAGUGGAGCUUGGAGGAGGCCUGUACCGUGCCCGUUGUUUACUUGACUGUUUACAUGUCAUUCUUAAAGUGUGCUAAUAUCCGUAAAGGGCAAUCAGUGCUCAUCCACGCUGGAAGUGGAGGAGUUGGUUUGGCAGCGAUCCAGGUUGCAUUGUUCCGUGGCUUGGAAGUCUUUACUACCGUCAGUACACAGGAGAAAAAGGACUUCCUGCUGCAGCGAUUCCCUAACCUAAAAGAGAAGAACAUUGGCAACUCUCGAAGCACGUCGUUCGAGAAGAUGAUCAUGUUGGCAACCAACGGCAGAGGAGUGGACUAUGUGCUGAACUCGCUUGCCGAAGAGAAGCUACAAGCUUCGGUACGUUGUCUUGCUAAAGGAGGCCACUUCCUGGAAAUUGGCAAGUACGACAUGUCGAAGAAUAGUCAACUGGCGUUGACGUUGUUCCAGAAGGGCAUAACUUUCACUAGCAUUAUGCUCGAUAUCAUGUUCCACGAGACGCCGGAAAGAAAAGCGGGCGCUAGUAAACUUCUGAAGGAGGGUAUCGCUCGUGGUGAGGUGAAACCACUGUACGCGAACGUGUUCAAUGCGGACGAGCUGGAGAAGGCAGUUCGGUAUCUUGCGGGGGGUAAACAUAUCGGCAAGGUUUUACUGAAAAUACGUGAAAAUGAAACGGACGAGGAAACACUGCCGAUUUUGAACAUUCCGCGGGUGUAUUGCAAUCCGAACCAGGUGUGUGUGAUUGUUGGCGGACUGGGAGGAUUUGGGCUGGAGCUAUCCGAUUGGUUGGUUAUUCGAGGUUGUCGCAAGUUGGUGCUGAGCUCGAGCAGAGGCAUAACGAAGCCAUACCAGGAACAUCGUAUAAGGAUCUGGAAGAACUACGGAGUCGAGACGCACGUCUGCACAGCGGACGUUACUACAGAAAAGGGAUGUCGGGAAUUGCUGCUGGAAGCCUCCAAGCAUGGACAAGUAUCAGCGAUUUACAACCUAGCAGUUCAGCUGCGGGAUUGCAUUCUGGAAAAUCAGACGGUGGAGACUUUCUCGGAGUGUCUUGCACCGAAGGCACUCGCCACGAAGCACUUGGAUGCUGUAAGCCGCGAGCUGUGUCCAAAGUUAAGUCAGUUUGUGGUAUUUUCCAGCGUAUCAUGUGGUCGAGGUAACGCAGGUCAGAGCAACUACGGAAUGGCAAACUCCAUCAUGGAACGUAUAAUGGAAAAGAGAAAUGGCGAAGGGUUGCCAGCGAAGGCGAUUCAGUGGGGCGCGGUUGGGGAGGUCGGGUUGGUAGCUGAUAUGGCGGAGGAUAAGAUCGACAUGGAGAUUGGCGGAACUCUUCAGCAGAGAAUUUCUUCGUGUAUUCAGGAGAUGGAUCGGCUGAUGUCUUGCGAUGCACCGAUCGUGGCCAGUAUGGUUGUGGCGGAGAAACGAGCCGGUGGAGCUUCAAAGAACAUCAUCGAAGCUGUCAUGAACAUUAUGAGUAUCAAGGAUUUGAAGACGGUUUCGAUGGAAAGUACUCUGGCCGAUAUCGGUAUGGAUUCACUGAUGGCAGUGGAAAUCAAGCAAGUACUUGAGCGAGACUUUGACCUCGUUCUGUCACCGCAAGAUCUGCGAACAUUGUCCUUUGCAAAGCUGCUCAAGCUGGAUGAGGAUCGUAAGAAGGCUGAAACUGAUCGUCAACAGGCAGAAGAGGAAGGAUUCGAGAUUGGAAUGCAGAUGUUGCUGAGGAAUCUUGGCGAUGAAGAGCACAGCGAUCAGACCAUUAUGAAGCUGCCCACGGCCAGUGAACAGGGAUGUCCAGUUUUGCUGAUUCCUGGACUGGAGGGCGUUGCUGGAAAAGUGUACGGCACUAUGGUUGAAGCCAUUAAUGCUCCGGUCUAUAUACUACAACUGAUGGCAACCUUGGAGUGUGACGAUGUUCCAUCCAUUGUCGACCUGGUGAUCGAUGAUGUGUGCAGCAAGGUUUUCAGCGGCCUUAAAGAGUACACAAUUGUUGCAUAUUCGUUCGGAUCAUUAGUAGCGGUGGAGAUUACCAAACGUCUCCAAGCAAAGGGUAUGCGAGGAAAGCUGCUGCUGUUGGAUGGAGCUCCGAAGUUUUUGAAGAACUUGUGCUUCAAACAGUUUCGCGGUAGCACUGCGGAUGAGGAAAUUCAGAAGAUUCUAAUGUUCGUAAUUACUACCAUCGUAUUUCCUAACCAACCUGCUGAAAAAGUUCUGCAAGUUAUGGGAGCGCCUUCAUUUGAUGAACAGAUUGAGAAGUUGAUCGAGCUCUCCAAGGAUCAAGCCCAAUACUCGGAUGAAUAUACAAGACGUAUGACCAAAGCACUGUUUAGGCGUUUAAGGAUGGCUGCCGUGUUGAAUCUGGACGAAGAUCAACCGCUGGAUCUGCCGAUCAUGCUGGUCAGACCAAGUUCGAUUUCGAGCUCGGACAUUGAAGAGGAUUACGGACUGUCAAACUACACCACUGGGGAAAUAUCUCUGCGGGUGGUUGAAGGGUCUCAUACCAGCAUGCUGGAUAACCCCGCGCUCGUGGAUAUAAUAAACAAUUUCCUUCUGUAGUUUUGUUGACAUCAUUGGUUGAAGCUAGGUAUAUAUUUAUUUGAGUGUUCCUAGAAUAAAUAGCAAAUCACAAAAUGCAAA